Messenger RNA from Elgaria multicarinata webbii, 819 nucleotides. Its product is annotated as pulmonary surfactant-associated protein C-like. The record is from RefSeq and is a predicted model, not a curated record. NCBI's taxonomy places the organism in Eukaryota, Metazoa, Chordata, Lepidosauria, Squamata, Anguidae. Gene Ontology annotation, cellular component: extracellular region; alveolar lamellar body. The coding region runs from base 1 to 819 and encodes 272 amino acids. The transcript is spliced from 5 exons. Gene Ontology annotation, biological process: respiratory gaseous exchange by respiratory system.
AUGGAGAGCGACGAGAAGAUGGAAAUCGUCACAAAAGAAGCCCUGCUCCAAGCACCACCAGUGGACUACCAUGCCCUGGACCCGGAGCUGAUCGGCUGCUGCCCCUGCUGCCCCUGCUGCGGCUGCUGCGAUUGCUGCGGUUGCUGCUCGCUGCCCGACUGCCGCUGCGACUCCUGCCCCGGCUGUAGCUGCGGCUCCUGCCCCGGCUGCGGCUGCUGCCCCGGCUGCUGCUGCCCCCCCAGCUGCGGCUGCUGCUGCCGGCUCUGCUGCUCCCUCCCGAAGCUUCUCUGCCGGCUGCCCCAGCUGCCCAGCUGCCCGGUGCACCUCCGGAGGGUCCUGAUCAUCGUGAUGGUGGUCGUGGUGGUGGUGGUGAUCAUCGUGGCGGUUCUCCUGAUGGGGGUGUUCAUCGUCCAGGCCCACACGGAGACGGUUUUGCGAAUGACCAUCGAUGGCCUGGAAGGGGAAAAGUCGCAGCUGAAUUUCCCCAUGGAGGAGAUGGAAGAAGUGGCCACUUUCCACGUGGAGGACAGAAUCUCUGGCCCAGCCAUGGUCAUUUAUGACUUUAGCAAGCUGCUGAUUGGCUACAAACCGUGGCAAGGAGACGCCUGCUACAUCGCCAGGAUGAAUAAGGAGAACAUCCAAGGCCUGGAUAUGAUCCUCAAGGAAUUCCAGACCAAGUCAUCCAUCACACCUCUCACACCAAGAGGGGAGGAGAAACAGGAGCAGGAGGCGGCGUUCCUGUCAUCCCUGGUUGAUCGUUCCAGCUUGGGCUCCACUAUUAACAUCCUUUGCAGUCAUGUCCCCAUCUUCUGGGCUUAG